AUGGCGUCCUCAAACAACCCGUUCGUCAGAUUCUCGGGGCGGAGAAGCGUGGUGCACAGCACCAAGGGCAUCGUGGCAUGCACGCAGCCCCUUGCUGCAGAGGCAGGUCAGCGCAUCCUCAAGUUAGGAGGCAACGCGGCAGAUGCUGCAAUCGCAGUCGCUGCCGCCAUGAAUAUGACGGAACCAGCGUCGACGGGCCUCGGCGGAGACAUGUUUUGCCUUUACUUUGAUGCCAAAACGAAGGAAAUCCAUGCGUUGAAUGGCUCUGGGCGAAGCGCUAAGAACUCGACGUUGGAGCAAAUCAAGGCGGAUUUAAAUCUGCCUAAAUCAGCUGGGGGCAAGAUCCCGAUUACCAGUCCUCUAUCAAUCACCGUUCCAGGUGCUCCUGCCGGAUGGGUUGAUGCGUUUGAGAAGUUUGGCAGUGGUAGAUUAUCACUGGAGCAAGUUCUCAUGCCUGCGAUUGAGUUGGGCGAGCAGGGCUUCCCUGUUAGCGAAAUAUCUGCCAGGAUGUGGCAAAAUGGGGAAGCAGAACUCAAGCAAGCAUCUCCAAAUUUCCAGGAAAUGUUGAAGUACGAUGACAAAGCUGAAAACUCGGCCCGAGCGCCUAUGGCUGGGGAGAUUUUGAAAAAUCCUACUCUCGCACAGAGCUUUAGAACGCUUGCCACUGAAGGAAAGAAGGGCUUCUACACUGGUCGCAUAGCGCAGGCUAUAGUUGAUAUUGUGAAGUCCAAAGGCGGCUAUUUGGAACUAUCCGAUUUCGAGGACCAUCUAACAUAUGGCACGCAGAAGACUCAGCCCGUAUCUUUGAAGUUUCGAGGUCAAGGAGUGAGAAACCGGGCAACCAGAAACUCAGAAGAUCAUUUCUUCGAACUCUGGGAACAUCCACCCAACGGCCAAGGUAUUGUGGCCCUAAUGGCCUUGGGUAUCUUGGAAGAGCUCGAACGAAAUGGCGAGAUUCCCACCUUUACUACCGAUGACCACAACACUGCCCCAUAUCUACAUGCCUUGAUAGAGUCCCUCCGCAUUGCCUUUGCCGAUGCGACUUGGUGGAUUACAGAUCCAGAACACAGCUCUGUCUCCCCCGCGCACUUGGUCUCGCGUGAAUACCUCGCCAAGCGCGCCAAACUCUUUAACAAGGCUGCGGCCGGUACCCAUGGGAAAGGCCAGCCGGGUCCAAGCCCGGCGCAAAACCACAGCGACACAGUGUACUUCGCUGUUACCGAUGCCGAGGGCAACGGUAUGAGCUUCAUCAACUCCAUUUUCCGUGAGUUUGGCUCUGCUAUCAUCCCCCAGGGCUGCGGCUUCACGUUACAAAACCGCGGUAGCAACUUUGAUCUGGGGCCAGCGGAUCACCCUAAUAUUUACGCCGGCGGCAAGCGACCCUAUCAUACAAUCAUCCCUGGCCUAAUCACGACGGGUGAGGGUACAGAGCGCCAGCUCGAUACCGUAUACGGCGUUAUGGGAGGUCUGAUGCAGCCGCAGGGCCAUGUGCAACUGCUGCUCAACAUGGAGGUCUUCGGCAUGAACCCGCAGGAGGCACUCGAUGCGCCACGCGUUUGUAUCGCCGGCUUCGCGGCUCCUGGAGGUGACAAGGACAUGGGCACCAUCUGGAUUGAGGAGGGCAUCAGUGAGGAGGUACUACAGCAGCUCCGAGCUAUGGGCCAUGACGCGCGCCUGCUUCAAGGCUGGAAUCGAAACUGGUUUGGCCGUGGACAAGUUGUGCGUCGGCGGGUAGAUGAGAUGACAGGUCAGGCAGUAUAUAGCGGAGCAAGUGAUUAUCGUGGAGAUGGGUGUGCGUUUCCCGCUUAA
This is a messenger RNA of Phaeoacremonium minimum UCRPA7, 1809 nucleotides long. RefSeq names its product putative gamma-glutamyltranspeptidase protein. The record is from RefSeq and is a predicted model, not a curated record. The transcript has 4 exons. NCBI's taxonomy places the organism in Eukaryota, Fungi, Ascomycota, Sordariomycetes, Togniniales, Togniniaceae. Bases 1 to 1809 code for a protein of 602 amino acids.